CACACACCUGUGAGGGUCACACUAUUCAAUGCAACGCAAAAACGGCUGGCAGUUUUGAGCGAAAUUUGUCCAAAAAUAAACAAUAAACACUCGGGAGGCCAUCACCGUGCCGCAGAUGGAUUACGUUUAUUGUGGAACCGAGCCAAUCGGCGCCUCGGAAGACAUACUAAGUGUUUACGACGCGGGAUCCGCUCGAGGAAACGGCCACUUCUCGCCCAGCUUCAAUGGCUUCAACAUCGGCAGCACGGACCCCGACUACGUGGAGCUGGUUCCCGUGCUCGCUGACGGCGGAGAGCACUUUGGGGUCUCCAGCGUGGCGUUCGACGAUUACGAGGAGCUGCUCUGGAUGGGCAACCAGGGAGGCCAUGUCACCUCGUACUACACCAGCUCCAUGCAGAAGUACACCUCCUUCCAGGUGCACGCCAGCGAUAUUGUGCGCCAGAUCACCACCCUGGACUCCGGAGUGUUGGUGCUCACGCAGACCUCGCUGCGCCACCAGAUCCGCAGGGGUCUGCCCAAGUUCACCUAUAAAUCCAACAAUAUGAAGGAAAUGGUGACCAUGCUGCAGCUAUCUCCUCACCGCCUGGUCAUGGCAGGACUGCAGGAGGAGCUCAUUGACUUUGACAUGCGCACACUUAAGGAAACCCGGCUGGAGCAUGUGGGCGCCGCUGGCUGCACUGUGCUUCGCAAGAAUUCGCGAUUCCUCUUCGCGGGCGACCAGCUGGGAACUGUCACACUGCGCGACCUAAACAGCCUGAGUGUUCAGCACACGAUCAAGACACACACCAAUGUUCUAUCGGAUUUCAGUGUCCAAGGCAACCUGCUGAUCUCCUGCGGCUACAGCGGUCGGCAAAAUAACAUAGCGAUCGACCGCUUCCUCAUGGUUUACGAUCUGCGUAUGCUGCGCCUUAUCUCGCCCAUUCAAGUGGCGAUUGAUCCGCAGAUGUUGAAGUUCCUACCAUCGCUUACGUCCCGACUGGCAGUUGUGUCCAGUUACGGGCAAAUCCAGCUGGUCGACACCGUGGAGCUCAGCGAGCCGCGUGUCUCCAUGUAUCAGAUCAACACCAAUGGCAGCCAGUGCCUCAGCUUCGACAUCAGCUCCUCCUCGCAGGCCAUGGCAUUUGGCGACCAGUCGGGACAUAUAAAUAUGAUUGCCGCUGUGCAGACGCCACAGCCACAGUUUAAUCCCUUUUCGCGAAACACAGAGUUUGCGGACGUGGUGCCUCAGCUGCCGAUGGUCUCCAUCACGGACACCAACUUUCCGCUUUCGUCGGUCAUGCUUCCCCACUUGACGACGGGCACGCAAUGGUUCUCGGACUGGCCGGAGGAACUGCUGCGAUACCGGUACCACAGACCAAAGACCAUCGAACCCGAGGUGCUAACCAACAUGAAAAUGCAGGGACCCAUUGGGUAUUCGCCAAACCCGCGCACCGCUCGUCGGAAUCAAAUUCCGUACGUGAUUGAGCAGGGAAGCGUUUGCAGUUCGAAUGGAAAUGGAACUGCAACGGUUACCAAGGCGGAGAACGGUGUCAAAAUCAUUCCAAGAAGGUAUCGCAAGGUCGAGCUGAAGUACACUAAGCUGGGCACCCAGGACUUUGAUUUUGAGCAGCAUAAUCAGACGUGUUUCGCUGGACUGGAGGCCACAUUGCCCAAUUCCUACUGCAACGCUAUGCUGCAGAUACUGUAUUUCACAGAAGCGCUUCGUGUGAAACUUAUUGAACAUUCCUGCACCAAGGAGUUUUGUUUGUCCUGCGAACUGGGUUUCCUUUUCAACAUGUUGGAUAAGAGUACAGCCUCAUCACCAUGCCAAGCCAGCAAUUUCCUGCGCUCUUUUCGCACUGUGCCUGAGGCUUCAGCAUUGGGCCUAAUUCUCACGGACCGCUCAUCAAACGUCAAUCUAAUAUCACUCAUACAGAACUGGAACCGAUUCAUUCUGCAUCAAAUGCAUUACGAAAUCUUCGAUUCCAGCAAGAACACAUCCAGCUCUAGCGGAUCUGUGCAAACAUCAACAAAUGCUGAAAACACAAGCCCCUCUGAAACAAGUGGUUCUUCGGAGUUAUAUGAGUCCAUGAGUGACGAGAACUCUAAAGAGGACGAUAGGGAACGCAGCAAGAUCAACGCAGAAACGGAAAUAAGUAAAAUCUUUGGGACCAAGCAAAUUUGUGUAAAUCGCUGCAUCAAAUGCCAGGUCGAAAAAUCGAAGGAAAACAUAUUACUCGCCUGCAAUAUGUCGUACCCCACCCACGUUAAAGAUAGUGAGCAGUAUUUCAACUUUGGCACCAUUUUAAAGCGUUCUCUCAGCUCGGAGAAAAGUAUUCAAGCUUUCUGCGAAAACUGUAAGAAGUUUUCGCCAACAAACCAGAGCGUGAAGGUCACUACCCUUCCCCAAAUGCUGGCCAUUAACUGUGGCCUAAAUAACGAUAAAGACAUAACCUUCCUGAAGCGCCAACUCAACCGCUGCAACGAAAAGCCAUCUGCCGAUGCAGCCGCUUCCCUAAGCACUAGUAAACCUUGUCGCUAUGGGGCCCACUGUUCCCGAAGCGACUGUCAUUUCAUGCAUCCGGAUCGAAAAUCUCCUUCGCACACUAAUCAAGCAAAUAACGUCAAUAGUUCUCCCAAUGGACGCCAGAAGUCAUGGUUUCCAUUGACUUUUACCAUGGGUAUCAACGAGCAAGGCGAGCUGCAGGUACAAACUCAAUCAGAUGGAGGCGCUGGAAAAUCGGACCAAGAGGAGGAGGCUGAAAAGCCACCAACAAAAAGUGAGGACAACCAUCGUACGUACGCCCUACAUGCUGUGGUCUGCCAAGUCGACGAUGGCACCCAAAAGAACUUAGUGUCGCUGAUUAAUGUGCAGCGGCAAUAUCACACCAUGAAAUUGGCGGAAUCCCCUGAGGACCCCCAGAACCAAUGGUAUAUUUUCAAUGAUUUCAGCAUUUCUCCCGUGUCGCCACAAGAAUCUGUAUGGUUUACAUUGGAUUGGAAAGUGCCCUGUGUACUGUUUUACAGGAACGUGGAGGAUGACUCUGAAUCCGCUAGUACUACGAGCUCUACCGUGACCGAAAGUGACGAAACCGUUCCAUCGGAGAGCAGCAGUGACUCGCCCACAAACCUAUCCAAUCCCUUUCUAGAGGACAUGGCAAGCCCCAUACCAGGCAACGUGAAUACAGACGCCACACUCAAGCCGCUGCAAACGGAUGAAAUGCCUCAGUCAGGAGACCUUGUCGCUAUGGAUGCUGAAUUCGUAACCCUCAAUCCGGAAGAGAAUGAGAUACGUCCAGAUGGAAAGACGGCGACUAUCAAGCCGUGUCACAUGAGUGUGGCCCGUAUUUCAUGUAUUCGAGGACAAGGCGCGAAUGAGGGAACUCCAUUCAUGGAUGAUUACAUCUCAACUCAGGAGAAGGUGGUGGACUACCUAACCCAGUUCUCUGGGAUCAAACCGGGCGACUUGGACGCUAACUUCAGCAAAAAGCGGUUGACUGCCCUUAAGUACUCAUAUCAGAAAUUGAAAUACCUCGUAGAUGUGGGUGUUAUCUUUGUGGGGCAUGGUCUGAAGAAUGAUUUUAGGGUCAUUAACAUCUAUGUGCCGUCAGAGCAAAUAAUAGACACGGUGCACCUGUUCCAUCUGCCCCACCAUCGAAUGGUGUCCUUGAGGUUUCUGGCUUGGCAUUUCUUGGGCACAAAGAUACAAUCCGAGACUCACGACUCCAUCGAGGAUGCACGGACCACUCUGCAGCUCUACAAGCACUAUUUAAAACUGCAGGCAGAGAAGAAGUUUGCCAACGCCCUCAAAAACCUAUACGAGCGCGGAAAGCUACUGCAAUGGAAGGUGCCGGAGGACUGAAUCGUUGCCGAACCCGUUGCCAAUUCGACGAAAUGCAGAGCCAAUGUAAUCGUCAGUACAAACGCUACACCGAUCUGAAAACCCCGGCAUUUCCCAUUUUAUUAUGUUCUAAUGAGUUUCUUUCUGCUAGGGAGCUUCCUGGUAUUUCAUUUUGUAAUUGUCUAUAUUCAUAACAAAUUCAAAUAAAAAGCAAAAAUUGUA
Drosophila suzukii is the source of this 4042-nucleotide messenger RNA. RefSeq names its product PAN2-PAN3 deadenylation complex catalytic subunit PAN2 (gene PAN2). Gene Ontology annotation, cellular component: PAN complex; P-body. The record is from RefSeq and is a predicted model, not a curated record. Gene Ontology annotation, molecular function: poly(A)-specific ribonuclease activity; nucleic acid binding; protein binding. Gene Ontology annotation, biological process: mRNA processing; nuclear-transcribed mRNA poly(A) tail shortening. Lineage: Eukaryota; Metazoa; Arthropoda; Insecta; Diptera; Drosophilidae.